GGGACGUCUUUGACGGGGCUCUCCGCGGGUUGCGUGCUGACGCCAUCGCUCGCACCGCGCGAUGACGUCAAGUCGCGCGAUGACGUCAUGUCGCGCAGCGAAACCGGCGCGCGGGUUUGGUCGGGAGCGGGCACGGAGCGCGAAACGGAGGUGAAACGUGGAGUCUUGUGUCGACACCUAUUACAGCGCACGGGCUCUUGCUGACUACACAAGACGGCGGCGGGGGUUCUUGCGUGUUCAACGACCCCCCGUUCCCUCUGGGGCUCCGCGCUCCGUGACGAUGAGCCCCGACGAGGCGUGCCGCUUCUCGCCUCAUCGCCGCCGUGCCUCCCUGCACGGGCACGGACGACGGCGCUCGUAGAUCGGUGGCGCCCGCCGCUCCCGGUGUCCCCCACGCGUGCCACGACGGCCCGGCCCGACCGGUGACGUCUCCGCCGCCGCCGCCGUCGCCGGCCACCGCCCGGCCGCCGCCCGGCGUUGUUUCCCGUAACCGGAGCCGGGGCCUGCCGCUGCGAGCGGGCGGCACCGCGAUGGAAUGCGAGCCGCGGCACGCCACGGCCAAGGACCCCGCCCCCCUCGGGAACGGCGGCGGCCGUGCCGACGCGGUGGCGUGGACGCUUCCCCCCGGCGAGCGCCCGGCACGGUCGCGCCGCGGCGGCGCCGUCGGCGGCGGGGAUACGGACGCCGCUGGCGGGGCGUGCGGGGAGAUGCCGGCGGCCCCGCCGGAGGGCGCGGUGGGCGAGGAGGGGGAGGAGGAUACGGCCGAGAUGCAGGACCCGGCGCGGAGCGGAGAAGCGGUGAGGGGAGGUGACGUGGGUGGUGAUGGCCUCCCUUCACGUGGCUCCGCGUGCAGGCCGGGGCCAGCAACGGUGCAGCGGCAGCAACAGCUGCAGAGGCAGCAGCAGCAGGAGGAGGAGGAGGAUGAGCAACAACAUCAACAGCAAGAUCAGCAGGAGCGGCAGACACAACCGGAACAGCAGCAGCAGCAGCACCAGCAGUUACAACAGGAACAACAGCAGCACCAACAGCAGGAACAGCAGACGCAGCAGCAGACACAGCAGCAGCAGCAGCUGACACAGCAGCAGCUGCAGUACCAGCAGCAGCAGGCAGGCCCGCUGAUGAGAUUUUGCCCACGGCCUCCGCUCGAGCCGAAGCCGGCAAGGGCCACCCCCGAUUCCGGGGACGCCGGCAACCGGGGCUGGAGGCGCAAGACCCGCGGCGUGGCGAGCAAGCUGCGCGCCAUGGCCGAGCUGCGAGCCGCAGCGGCCUCCGCGGGCGCCUCCGUCGCGGCCACCGUCACCGCCAUCACCACCAGCAACACCACCCCGAGCAACGGCGGCGUUUGCGCGUCCGCGGACGACGCGGGCGCACGCCCCGGUGAGGCCGUGCGCUCCUCGCCGGCCCUCCCGGGCCUCGCGCUCGGCCGCACGAGGGGGGCGGCGCCGCGCGGCCUGCCGCGCCGAGGCUCGGGGUCGUGCCUGGCCUCGGGGCCCGGGGUGGACGGGGUUUUCCGGCUCGGUCGGCACAGCUCCCAGCUGAGCCUGGGCUGCCACGCCGAACCGGAGUCGCCCGGCGCCGGCGCGGGGCGCGAGCUCGAGUCGCGGUCGCUCCCGCCGCUCGCCGCGACGACGCCGCCGACGCCGACGCCGCCGCCGACGGCGCCGCCGCCGCUAUCCUCUCCGCCGGGCCCCCGUGGGCCGGGCCCCCCCCCGGUGUCGCGCUGGGCCGGCGCCGCCUCCGACUCGCGGCUGCUGGUUCAGCUGCGUGGCAGCCGGGCCUGGGCAGCGCCCGCCUCUCUCCCUUGCAGCCCGGCGGCGCCCGGCGCGCUGCCACCCAUCCCCACGCAGCGGGCACGCAGCAGGAGCUUCCUGGACGGCUCCCUGCUGGCGGGCGGCUCGCUGCUGGGCGCCGACGAGCUGGAGCGCCACGUGCCGCAGCGGCGGCUGCGCGUCUUCGUGGGCACCUGGAACAUGCAGGGCCGACGCUCGCUGCCGGCAAGCCUCGACGACUUCCUGCUGCCCGCCGAGGCGCCGUUCCUGCAGGACGCGUACGUGGUGGGCGUGCAGGAGGCCGCUCCGGACCGGCGCGAGUGGGAGGUGCGCCUGCAGGAGACGCUGGGCCCGUCCCACGUGCUGCUCUACUCGGCCGUGCACGGCGUGCUGCACCUCGCCGUGCUGCUGCGUCGAGACCUCAUCUGGUUCUGCUCAGAGGUGGAGCACGCCACGGUGACGACGCGAGCCGUCUCUCAGAUCAAGACCAAGGGGGCCGUCGCCGUCGCCUUCACGUUCUUCGGCACCUCCUUCCUCUUCGUCACCUCGCACCUCACCUCUGGAGAUAGCAAGGUGAUGGAGCGAAUCCUCGACUACAACAAGAUCAUCGAGUCGCUUACCCUCCCUCGCGUUGUCCCUCUCACCAAUGCCUACCAGCAGGACAGCGCGGACGUCACGAGCCGCUUUGACGUCGUCUUCUGGUGCGGGGAUCUCAACUUCCGCCUGGACCUGGAGCGUGCCGAGGCCGAAGCGCUGGCGCAGAGCGGCUCCCACGGUGACCUCGACCGGCUGCUCGCACACGACCAGCUGACGCCCAAGCUGCGCGACGGCUCCGUGUUCCGGGGCUUCAGCGAGGCGCUCAUCCUGUUCCCGCCCACCUACAAGUACGACGUUGGAGCCGACACCUUCGACAGCUCCACCAAGAAGCGCGUGCCCUCCUACACGGACCGCGUGCUGUGCCGGGCGCGCGUGCCGGGCGAGGUGAACUCUCUACUCUACACCUCCUGCCGCUCCAUCCGCACGUCCGACCAUCGUCCCGUCUUCGCACUCUACAGUGUCAAGCUGAGGCCCGGCCGAGACAAUAUCCCCCUGUCGGCCGGCAAGUUCGUCCGCGACGUUUACCUGGAGGCCAACCGCCGGCGGGUGCAGAGGUCUCAGCGCCAGCUGAGGCCCAGCACUGUGUGCUCCUUGAGCUGAGGGCGGUGGGGGGGAGGGGGGCGCCCCCCCCCCCUUCCCCCACGGCUCCUGGCUCCCCCGCCACUGGGGGCUGGAGGUGGCCACCGCCGCGAUUGAACGGAGGAGGAGGAGGAGGCGGCCGGGGACACGAGGCCCACGUGCCUGGAGGCCCAUGCCUCUCCGCGCUCUCUCUCUCCGUCGGGGAAGCCGCUGACCCCCCCCCGGGGGGGUGGGGGAGCAAGGGAGCCGUGGCCGUUCCCUGCACGCCGGCAGGGACGGCCUGAACCGGUUACCCGAACCCCGAUCCCGCCCAUUGCGGGCGCCAUCCCCGUUUGUAUUGGGCGUAAGAAUGUAAUUUAAGUUCGUCGGGGCUGGCCGUCUCUCUUGUGGUGCUGUGGUGUGCAGCCUUCCUGUACUCCCCCGCCUCGUCUGUUGCACCGUCUGCAAUGAACCCGCACCUUGCUGUCUCCAGUUCCUCGUUGCCGUUUGGUGCCGUCUCACCUGCGCUGUCUACCUCACUUGUCUGCUCUGCCUACACCCGCCUCUUGUGCUCGCUCGUUUUCAGAGCCAACCCGUGAGCCUCGGUGUGGGACGCGUGCUCACACGCCGUUAGCAACGGAUCGCGCACGCACGCACACACGCACACACACACACGACUCCACACACACACGACUCCAUGCACACACGACUCCACACACACACACACGACUCCACGCA
This is a messenger RNA of Petromyzon marinus (sea lamprey), 3662 nucleotides long. The record is from RefSeq and is a predicted model, not a curated record. NCBI's taxonomy places the organism in Eukaryota, Metazoa, Chordata, Hyperoartia, Petromyzontiformes, Petromyzontidae.